CCCGACCGUUGUUGCUACCUUGACGUGGUGGUCGGGCUUGCCUAUCGUGAUGAAGCAACCGAGCUAUACUGGCUGGAACAACCGUUCCUCAAGGUCCUACCAUGUCAGACAGGUCGGUUGAAGAGCGGUAAGACUAAAAGCAACAAACCCAAGGUCCGAACGCGAAGUCUUACUGCUGGCUGUAUAGAGGUGUGACAGCAGUAAGGUGUUUCCUUCAGACAACCAGCAUCUGCAGCGAUGCUGCCUUCCCACAAGGAGGGGUGGGGUUAGAGUAGGUCGACCCCAAAAAUGCACACCUCGUCUUAAUCCACGGAUAUCCGUCUCCGGCAGUAAGGUCUCAACAAGUACGGAGCUAACACAAAAAUCACCCAUAAAAAGGUCGUGUGUGACCGACCUCAAGCAGUUGUCCCUGGGCUCUGCGGUCACUCUCUCAGGUCACUAAGACCACCUCUAAUCCAAUUUCCUUUUCAGGUACCUCCAGAAGAACCCUUCCACGGUGUGGGCAAUCGGGAAGUGAUAAUCGCCCUCAUACCUCUAACAGCACUCAAGACCAGUGACUGUCACGUAUUAAAAAAAUAAUUAUCCUUGCAAAUUUGUUUCACUAGAAUACAUUAUGAGAUCCUUUUAAACGAAGAGUUUUUAUCAUUGUAUAUAAUGGUUGAAUGUGACAUAUUGACUUGGCAGUUUUACUUGUAAUAAAUAUUGAUUUAUAUGAGUGACUUUCAUUGAAUAUGUAGGUGGUAUAUUUCCUAGUUUCACUCUGUCGUCUUGCUCUACAAAUGAUAAAGGUUAGUCCAUUGAUUGAUAAAUAGAGUGAUCACUCUGGUAAAAUUGUAAUUCUUAUGACUUUAGGAUACAGUUUUAUUUAUAAUCAAAAAAUAUUUGUCCCCAAAUUUACGCAGAUCUUACUUACAGUGCAUUUGGCUCAUUAUAGAGGAAUCCUCUGUCUAGGAUUCCCAGAUUGUUAUUCAGUUUUCAGCACUGUGUUUAACUCCGUAACUCCUAGUCGGUAAGAACAGACGAAUCUCUAUGGAUAUUCUCUGUAUGGUGUAAUUGCACAUAGUUAAGGGGAAUAUACUAUUUCGUGAUUUAUCUCUGUAUUUCUAUCAUUAUCAUUGUUUGUUACAAACAUCUUUUAUUUAUCUCCGUAAACAGAAGUUCGCUUUGGGGCGUGAGCUUUUUGAUUUGGUUUGUCAGUGUCUAGAGUUAGAAGAGUCACAGUACUUUGGUUUGGCGUACUAUUUAAACCAUUCAGCUACAAGAAACUCUAUGGUGGGAACUCAUCAAGAUAAACAAGAUAGUUCUGACUCAUCGUUUCAUCUGUCUUCCUCUUCGAUUGAUAAAUCUUACUUGACUAAAUUUUGUGGUUUCCACAUGACCAACUCGUUCAAUCCUUGUAAAAUGUACUCGAAUGAUACAACAUAUCCUGGCUUUAAUCCCUUUUUCAUUGACGUUCCUUUUUGGCUAGAUGUAGAAAAAAGAAUAACUGAUCAAUGUCAUGGUUCUAAAUUGAUAUUUUACUUUCAAGUAAAAUUUUAUCCACAACACCCUGAUCUUGUUUUUGACUGUCCUAAGUCCAGAUAUCAAUUUUGUCUUCAGUUAAGGCAUCAUUUAAGUAUUGGACGACUCUUAUGCUCAUUUGAAACUCACGUAAUAUUGGGAGCAUUGAUAGCUCAAAUGGAUCUAGGAAAUUCUGUGAAACAUCAGCGAUCUCGUAGUAGUCAUUCAAGUUGUCAGUCCAAUCCAUAUGUUGAAUCAACAUCGCCUGAUUUUUCACGUCGACAGUCAACUUCUCCAGCUCGAAGUUUUUUAUCCGAACGUAGAUGUAGUUUAGCCCAACCUGAACAUAGUGAUGAUAGUAUUAUAUGGGAUGCACGUGUUGAUAAUAAGUCCAAGAAAGAUAAGCCUUGUUCAUCUUCUGUUGGGAAUAAAGCCAGCACAUUCAAUCACAUUGGUUGUAGUUGUUCUACACAACAGAUAGAUAAUAUCAGUAUGAUGUAUUUACAAUGUUUACCACACUUAGCUAGAGGAUCCGUUACUUCAUCAUCCAUUCAACAUAGUACAAACAAUAUAUCAAACGGUAGUAGACCAAGUCUAUUGUCAUCUACGUUAAACAAUAUUGAAAAUGUAUUGUUAUCACCAGUAAAGCAAACUUUUAGCCCUGGAUGGCCUUAUCCAAAGUCUGAUUGUCGUUAUUGUCCUGUGCUUCUAUCACGUAUUGCUCGAUUACACCGGCAUCUUAGGGGUAUGUCUCAAAACGAUGCAGAAAUAUCAUUUUUAAAGAACGUAAAGAAAUUGUCAUUUUAUGGUGUAGAAUUACAUCCAAUAAAGAAGUUUCACGCUAGUUAUGUUUCAUCUGGAUCUUUUAAAAAUAUAACAAAGAAAUUGGCCAAUUCAUUUUCUACUCGUUCUCGAACUAGUUCAGUUGAAUCUUAUCAUAAUUUUAUUGAUACUUCAAGUAUUGGUUCUAAUCAGUUACUUAACUUGAACAGUACACACAAUUCAUUAUCUAUAUCUGGUUUGAAAUCAUCCCUACGACGAAUGUUCAGUGUUAAAUCUCAAGAUCAACCAUUAUUUCCUUUUGCAUUUAAUGAUUUUCCGAACUUCGAUUUUUCUUUGGGAGUAUAUUUUGCUGGUUUAUUUCUUCAAUGGGGUCAUAUACGUUUAUCACAUUAUACAUGGUCUCGGAUUGUGAAAAUAUGCUUCUAUUUAGAUGAAUUUUGUUUAGUUGUGAAAAGUAAUAUUAAAUCUUCAUCAAGUCCUCGUAUUUUACUGAAGUGUAAAUUUGCCUUCCAAAAACUAGCCAGACGUUUCUAUAAAGCAUGUGUUGAACAUCAUAUGUUUUUUAAGAUCCACUGCAAACGCUUAUUAAAUUCAAACAUUAAUAAGCGAGAAUCUUAUAAACCUGAACCUAUUGUUUUACCUGUAAAUCAUACAUUACAUGUAAAUAAUGAAUUAUUAAAUCCUUCAGUAUCUAUAAAUGGCCCUUGCAGUAUUAAAUUAUUGUCUAUGAGUAAUUUACAAUCACCUAAACUACCAGUCACACCUACACGAUCAGAAUUUGAACUAGAUCAUUUACAUUCAUCAAACCCACAAUUAAAUAAUUGUCAAUUUCCUGAACAUUCUACAGAACGUGUACAUACUCCUCAGACAGAUUCGAAAUCUCGAACGGAUAUGGAUUCACUUAAGAAGACCUAUUCGAAUGACCAUUUACUCUUACCAUGUACUUCUAAUGAACUAUCGACACGAAGUGCUUCAUUUAAUCAUUUAGAUAAUUAUUCAGUUGCUCAUAUUCCCAGUCCAAUUGAAUGUUCUAGUCGUUUAGAUAUUUUAAAUUCUUCUGUAAAUGAGGAUAAUAUUGAUGAUAGAUGUAGAUCUGCAAAUAUUCCAUCAUAUGAUUGUUUACAAAUUUUAGACGAUCAAAAUUCAAAUCCUUUCGAUUGUUUGUGUCGUAUUACAUCAACUCAAAAUGAUAUACACUCAUCGUUUAAUAUAAAUGAUAACCCCAUUAUUGAUUCAGUGCCCACAUAUUCCGAAAAUCCAAGCUUUAAACCAUCUAUUGAUGAUACCUGUCAACCUCUUCUUGCUUGUGAAAUUCCUAAUCUACUACCCACUUUUAUUCCUAUAAAUUGUGCCUUGACAAAUCCAAUGGAAGAAUAUUUACCCACUGAUAUACUUCAUUGUUUAUCACCUUCGCAGCAUAUUUCGAGUGAUUUUUCACAGAUUGAACUGAUGAGACCUACUGAUUCAUUAUGGUGUUGUAAUCUGCUUUCAUCUGUUGACCUGAAUUCAUUAAACAAAAUUAUUGCACCAUCAUACUCAUCGGUUAUUUCUUCUAAUGGUGAAAUUAUUCGCUUGGACCCUUCUACAAAUAAUAAUAUUUCUAAGUCUUCAAUGUCUUCUCUUGUUCCAUGCGACUUUUUCCGCUGGAACUCAAUUGAAAAACAGGCUGUAUAUCAUUCAAUACCAAUAGUUCGAACACGUACUAUCCGAUUUAUUCUCGAUCCAUCAAUACAGAUUAAUGAGUAUAACACUUUUAAUCAUUCAAAAAUUCAUAUUGUACAUGGUACUAAUAUACCAUUAGUUCCAACUAGAUCAUUUUACCAUCAUUAGUCAGUUAUUAUUAUUAUUAUCAUUAGUUAUUAAGUGUUAUUUUGUAACUGAAUUCUUCUUUUUGUUUCUUUCUCUAUUAUUCUUUUUUUCUGUUGUUGAUACAGUUUGAUAUUAUUUCAAUUUUGAUAAAUUUUCUUUCGACCCCACAUUAUUGGUUUGUUUCUUUUUCCUAAUUGCAUUUCGACUGUACGAAGCAUAUAUACAUAAAUAUUGUAACCAUAUUUUCUAUCUUUUCAAAAUUAGUUUUGUUAGUCUCUAUGCCUAUCCCUUUUUUGUUGUUGUUGUUCCGUUUAGUUAACGAUUAUGUGGACAAAGAAGAACAUUAAUCAAGAAUACUUAUUAUUAUUAUUCGAAUUGAUUAUUUCUUUUCUGUUUUGUUUUCAUCUUUUCUUUUUCUUUGUCUUAUCUAAUGUUUAUCCUUGAUUUUUAUGAUGAUUAUUUUGUAUUUGUGUUUAGUAAAUCUAAGAGAAUUUCACACAUGUUUUCUGUUUGUUUGUUUUUCUUUUAAUCUUAAAAUUGUAGUUUAUUGUUUAAUUUUCAUUGAAAUAAAAAUCAAUAUGAACUUUG
Molecule: messenger RNA, 4680 nt
Organism: Schistosoma curassoni
Lineage: Eukaryota; Metazoa; Platyhelminthes; Trematoda; Strigeidida; Schistosomatidae
Source: the annotation of a GenBank genome assembly